This is a messenger RNA of Manis javanica (Malayan pangolin), 2690 nucleotides long. Lineage: Eukaryota; Metazoa; Chordata; Mammalia; Pholidota; Manidae. The record is from RefSeq and is a predicted model, not a curated record.
AGGUGAGAAGGACUUCCCAGCCAGCACAGGCCUUCUCCAGCGCCUGACCCUUCACAGUGAGUUUAAGCCACAAAGGGACGCCAAGUGCAGGGAGGCCUUUGGAACUGGAGAGAAUGAUUAUAUGUGUGCUCAGUGUGGGAAAGCCUUCAGCCAAAAACAGAUUCUUGUUCAGCACCAGAAAAUCCAUACUGGAGUAAGGCCUUAUGAGUGUAGCAGAUGUGGGAUGGCCUUCAUUAGAAAAUUCCAUCUUGUUCAGCACCAGAAAACCCACACUGGAGAAAGGCCUUUUAAGUGCAAUGAAUGUGGGAAAUUCUUUAGGUAAAACUCCACACUCAUUAGUCAUCAGAAAGUUCAUACUGGGUUAAGCCCUUAUGAGUGCAGCAAAUGUGGGGAAUUCUUUAAAUAUAAUGCUAACUUCAUGAAACAUCAGAGAAUUCAUAAUGGGGAAAGGCCUUAUGAGUGCAGAGAAUGUGGGAAAUUCUUUAGGUACAACUACAGACUAGUAAGACAUGAGAGAGUUCACACAGGAGAAAGGCCUUAUAAAUGCAGUGAGUGUGGAAAAUUUUUCAGGUACAGCUCCACAUUCAUUAGACAUCAGAGAGUUCACACUGCAGAAAGGCCUUAUGAGUGCAGUGAAUGUGGAAAAUUCUUUAGGUACAAUUCUACACUAAUUAAACACCAGAGAGUUCACACUGGAGAAAGGCCGUAUGAGUGCAGUGAAUGUGGGAAAUUCUUUCGGUAUACCUCCACACUCAUUAGACAUCAAAGAGUUCAUACUGUAGAAAGGCCUUAUGAGUGCAGCUUAUGUGGGGAAUUCUUUAGGUACAAGUCCAAGCUUAUUAAACAUUGGCAGAAUCACACUGGAGAAAGACCUUACGAAUGCAGUGAAUGUGGGAAAUCCUUUAGGUACCACUGCAGACUCAUUAGACAUAAGAGAGUUCACACUGGAGAAAGGCCUUAUGAGUGUAGCGCAUGUGGGAAAUUCUUUCGGUACAACUCCAACCUCAUUAAACAUUGGAGAAAUCACACUGGAGAGAGGCCUUAUGACUGCAGUGUAUGUGGGAAAGCCUUUAGCCACAAACAUAUACUUGUUGAGCAUCAGAAAAUCCACACUGGAGAAAGACCUUACAAGUGCAACAAAUGUCAGAAGGCCUUCGUUAGAAAGUCCCACCUGGUUCAUCACCAGAAAAUCCACAAUGAAGAUAAGCCUAUGUUUACCAUGAAUAUGGGGGAUUCUUUGGGUGCAACUCCAUCCUGUUAAUUAGAGUUCACACUGGUAAUGGCCUUAUGAGUGCAGAGAAUAUGCUAAGUCCUUUACCACUCCAAACUCAUUACACUGGAGAGAAGCCUUAGGUGUUCACACUGGAAUAGGGCCUAAAUGAGUACAGUGAGUAUGGGUAAUUGUUUGGCUACAGUUCCCCACUCAUUAGACAUGAGGAGGACCUCACAUUGGAGGAAGGCCUUCUGAGUGCAGUAAGUGUAGGAAAGUCCUAAAAUGUAACUUCGGCCCCACUACACAUCAGAGAUUUUACAGUGGAGAAUGACCUUGUGAGUGCAGCAAAUAUGGGCACAUGUUCAGCUAAAACUCUCAUUCAGCACCAAAAAGUUCACACCAGAGAGAGUACUGCAAAUGAGGAAAGACUUCAGCCAAAAGUUUGCUCUAACUUAUCCCUGGGAACUACUGUAAUGUAGUUUUUUAAUUAAAAAUUUUGCAUUUUUAAUUGUAUAAAAUACAUGUUAACGAAGUUUAUCCUCUACCAUUAAUUGUACAGUUUACUGUUAAAAAUCCACAUAUUUAGUUAGAACAUUUGUGCAACUAAUCUCCAGAAUUCUUUCCAUCUUGCAAAAUGAAAACGCUAUGCCCAGUGAACAAUAGCUCUUCCCACCCACCCCCAACCAACCUGGCAAUCAUGUUUUACAGUCUGUCUCUAUGAAGUCUACACUUCUGGUACUUUAUACAAGUGGAGUCAUACAAUAUGUCUUUUUGUGUCUUUGUGACUGGCUUAUUUCACUUCACAUAAUUUCCUCAUUUUGAAGCAUUUGCCAGCAUUUCUUUUUUAUAUGAGAAGGGAUCAGAGUUGACCCGCCUAAGAUAUGGGGUAGGGUGCAUGAUGAGUCUAUACAGCUUUGCCAGACGUUAAUGAUAUUUCUAGAGGAAGAAGAGAUCUAGAUUUUACAUGGAAUCUUUUCCUUAACAGCCUUAUUGAAGUAUAAAAUACAUUAAACUGCACUUACUAAAAGUGUAAAAUACAGUUUCAUAUAUGUGUGUACAGUGGUACCAUCGCUAACAUAAUAAACAUAUUUAUUGCCCCUAUAGUUUCUCUUGGCCCCUUCCUGUUCUCCCUCUCCCAACCCUACCCAAUUUGUCAUCCCCAAGUAGACAUUUAGUUACAUUUUCUAGAAUUUUAUAUAAAUGGCAUCCUACAGUUACUCUUGAAUGGUUGUUUUCACUAAGCUCAUACAUAUAUUUAUAGUGUUAGCCAUCUUGUGUGUACAAAAGCAUGGCAUCAAAUUAGAGUAAGCAAGGCUUUGUUAUGUAUUAGAACUGCAUUGUUUAUAAACAACAAAGGUGCUUUUGUGUUCUGACAAUCACUCAGAAAAAGUUGUUUAAAGUGGGAAAGUGAUAUUUAAACUAAGUAACUUAAAGUUUCAUAUGAAUUCAUUAUCAAUAAAAAUUUUGAACCAUCUGC